Molecule: messenger RNA, 1293 nt
Organism: Mesorhabditis spiculigera
Lineage: Eukaryota; Metazoa; Nematoda; Chromadorea; Rhabditida; Rhabditidae
Source: the annotation of a GenBank genome assembly
AUGGAUACAGAAUGGGGUGCAGUUGAUGUGCCCUACGAUGAAUACUAUGAAGCCGACAAUCUGACCAGUGAUGACAUCGCUGCAUGGCUAAAUGGACUCGACAGCGGGGAUAGUCAACCGGAUGUCGCCGGCUGGUCUGCCCUGGUGAACACGGCGUUCGGCUUCGGCGUCUCGUACGUUUCCUUAGGGCUGGUGGCCAUCGUUCUCAACGGAACUUUUCUCUACGCAUUAAUAUCACGACGACGCCACGUCUUCUCACACGUCUUCUACGUGAUGAUCUUCAACUUUGUGCUCAUCGAUUGUCUCAAAGGAAUUUGCUCAAUCCUGUUCGCCCUCAAGCUCCUCAAAUCGGAUAUGGACGCGAUGGGGACGUUGUGGAUUGUGAAAAUCGAUCAGAUGAGCGCCUUUCUAUUACGAUUCUCUAACUUGGCCACAAUCCUGAAUCUUACUAUGAUCACCAUAAACGAGUAUUUAUUUAUAUGUUAUCCACUCCAAUACCCGAAUUAUGUUACCAGAGCCCGUGUAUUUGCUUGCCUGAUUGCUGCCUGGAUCAUCUCGUUCGCUCUGACCAUUUCUAAUGCCGUAGUGACGGUUGCGCAUCAGUCGAUUUUCAUCGAUCUUGACUGCCAGGCCGGUCUCGCUGAUGAUCUCCACCAAUCCACCAAUGAAACAGACGUAUUUCCGUGCCUUAUGAAAGUCGAACCGUCACGAUCUGCGCAAUAUGUCUAUCAUUUUGGCGUAAUCCUGUUCUGUGGGCUUUGUCUCGCCAUCACCGCCACUUCCUAUAUUGUUUUGUUGAAGGUUAUCGCGAAGCUUGUCAAGACAGACUUGAGGAGCAGCGCCGAAAUCGCACACCUAAAGGACGCGAUGGCAAAUGGGGAAGAACGAGCGCCUGUCGAGGAAAAGAACGUCGUACGCAGGCACAAAUACGUGGCUGUCAUCGGGACGGUGAUUGUUGUCUACGCUGUUUAUCUCACCGCCUAUGCAACCAUACAAAUAUUACAGCUAUUAAAUAUGUCCAGCGGCGCCUCGCACGCUAGUCGCUACAUCUUUGUCUACAUCAAAUACGUCUGCUACACCUUCAUCUCCCUCCAUUCCAUCCUGCAACCAGUUUGUUACCUUCGAAUGCGGGAAUUUCGAGCCCUAAUCGUCAGGGCGGUCUGCGGCAGCCGUAGACGACCGAGUGACCUCCUCGGAAACGAGCCCGUAUUCAGUGGCGAAAACAGGAGGACCGUCGUUCGGGAAAAUAAACCAGAAAAUGGAGCCCGAAGAAGUACCGCCCGCGAAUAUGUC